This is a messenger RNA of Parastagonospora nodorum SN15, 219 nucleotides long. RefSeq lists its product as hypothetical. The transcript is spliced from 2 exons. The coding region runs from base 1 to 219 and encodes 72 amino acids. Lineage: Eukaryota; Fungi; Ascomycota; Dothideomycetes; Pleosporales; Phaeosphaeriaceae. The record is from RefSeq and is a predicted model, not a curated record.
AUGUCCCCCUUGGAACACCUUGAGCAGAGUCGGCCCGAUCGCUACUCGUGUUGGACAAAGGCUGUCGUAAUUGGCAUGCAUCGGGGCGGAAAUUCCCCGGCGGGCAUGGGCCUGCACGACUCUUCGCUUAUCCGCCAACGACCUCGAUCUGGAGUUACCCCAGAUGUUUCGUUUUACGCCAAACACACCAUCUCAUCUAUCCCAUCGCACGGCUCAUAG